AUGCUCGAAGAUGAGCUCAUCAAAAACGGACAUAUUAAUUUCGAAUCUCCAUUAAUGGUAAUAGUAAAUACUCUUUUAUGGCGUUUCGCAUACAUAAUUGUAGUAUUUUUACUUCCUAAGAAAAGCCCCGAAUAUUGGUCAAGAAUAAUAACGUUUGUCCAUGAUCUAGUAGCAGCUUUCGUCGGUAUUAACCAAUGCUUUGUGACGGACUCUCCAUUCGAACACCCAGAAUGGCGUACAAAUUACGUCCAAUCGGUAUUAUUAUCGUUUAGCGCGGGCUACUUCGUACACGAUUUAAUUUGGAUGAUACAAUACGAUCACGACAAAUUAAUGAUGGCGCAUCAUACCUACAGCGCCAUAGCUUUGAUGAGAAUGUUGUUUAAAGGUUAUUCGGGUGCACAAGCCACGUGUUCUUUGGGAAGCAUGGAAAUAACCAAUCCCGUUCUCCAGAUGAGGUGGUUUAUAAGAGCGGAAGGGAUGUACCCUUCGAUAUUAUUUACCUCGGUCGAAACAACGUUUGUUAUUGUGUUCGUAACGGUCAGGAUUAUUUUAGGGAGUUUUAUAUUGAAAACUAUAAUGAUGCAACCGAAAAACGAUUGGGAUUUUAUAAUAAUGUCGAUCGUCAUCUAUAUUUUAUCUUGGUUGUUUUUGAUAAAUAUUUUCAAAUAUUUACUUGUCAAA
Messenger RNA from Diorhabda sublineata, 681 nucleotides. RefSeq names its product TLC domain-containing protein 5-like. Gene Ontology annotation, cellular component: membrane. The record is from RefSeq and is a predicted model, not a curated record. The transcript has a single exon. The annotation marks the transcript as partial. Lineage: Eukaryota; Metazoa; Arthropoda; Insecta; Coleoptera; Chrysomelidae.